AUGGGACACGCAGAGGAGAAGAUUGGCGCAUACAGCCUGGACUCGGAGGCUGGUCGCAAUGACUCUCCAGAGCCACUGGUGAAACCCAUCAAGACGUGGAAGGGCUACGUCUGGGACACAUGGGAGCUUCCCCAGGACCAGCGCUGGCUGUUGUUCAAGCUGGAUGCCUUCGUGCUAACCUUCGCCUCGAUCGGCUACUUCCUCAAGAACCUCGAUUUGACCAACGUCAACAAUGCCUACCUCAGUGGCAUGGAGGAAGACCUGCAGAUGUAUGGUAACCAGCUCGUGACCAGCACCUCCAUCUAUACCGUCGGCUAUGUCAUUGGGCAGGUUCCUUCGAAUCUGCUACUGACUCGUGUAUCGCCGCGAUGGGUCAUACCUGCGCUUGAGGUCGGCUGGGGCAUCGCCACCAUCUGUACUUCGACCGUGAAGUCGUACAAGUCUCUCUACGCCCUACGGUUUCUCGUAGGCCUCUUCGAAUCUGGCUUCUACCCCGGCAUUCAUUACCUGCUCGGGUCGUGGUAUACCCCUCGGGAGAUUGGCAAGCGAGCCAUGGUAUUUUGGCUAGCUGGCUCGAUUGGGCAGCUGUUCAGCGGUUUCCUGCAGGCGGCCGCCUACACGAACCUGAGUGGCGUGGGUGGCUAUGCAGGUUGGAGAUGGCUGUUCAUCAUAGACGGCAUUAUCACGCUACCGCUCGCCUUGCUCGGCUUCUUGUUCUUUCCCAAUCUACCGCAAGGUGGGAAAAAGACAUGGUGGACGUCCGAAGAGGAACACGUUCUCUCGGUUAGGCGGAUGGAGGCUAUUGGACGCGCGGGAAAGGAGCCAUGGACACAGUCAAAGGUGAAGAGGAUAUUGUUGAGCUGGCAUACUUACCUCCUUCCCUUGCUGUACAUCGUGUGGAACAACGGUGGGCCGCAAGCAGCCAUGGGCUACUGGCUGAAGAGCUUCAACGAAACACCUGCUCCCGUCCCCGGCGUUACUUUCACCGUUUCGCAGAUAAACACUCUGCCUCUCACCACGACCGGUCUCUUCAUCUGUGUGGCUUUCGUGUGGGGUUGGCUCUCCGACGCAUGCCGCGGGUCGCGCUGGCCCUUCAUCUACGCCGGUGCCGUCUUAACCCUUAUCUUCAGCAUUCUCAUGCGCCAGAUGCCGCUGUACGAGAACAUUUACGGCCGAAAGGUUGUAUAUUGGCUCAGUCAACUUGGGUUCGGCGCCGGCCCACUCAUCUUGAGCUGGAUCAACGAGAUUUGCUCGGAUGACACGGAGAAGAGAGCGUUAGUUGUUGGACUGGCUAACGACCUCGCGUAUGUCGUGCAGGCGGUCGCACCCAACUUCGUAUGGAAGACCACGGACUUCCCAGCCGCCAAGAAGGGAUACCUCUGGUCUAUCAUCCUUCAAGUCCUACUGAUUCUCGUGACGGCUGCCAUUCAGAUCCUUCUUUGGCGGGAUAGAAGAACGGCGUCGAGAGCGGAGCCUGAGGACUCGUUACCUGCGUCGUCUCAGGUCAGCGAUAUCCCGCACUUGGAGGCAAGCGAUGUUAAGGGGGAGAAGACCGAUCGUGUUGACGAGGCUAAGCUGGAGACCCUGGGCUAG
Messenger RNA from Stereum hirsutum FP-91666 SS1, 1593 nucleotides. Its product is annotated as allantoate permease. The transcript has 10 exons. Gene Ontology annotation, cellular component: membrane. Gene Ontology annotation, molecular function: transmembrane transporter activity. The record is from RefSeq and is a predicted model, not a curated record. NCBI's taxonomy places the organism in Eukaryota, Fungi, Basidiomycota, Agaricomycetes, Russulales, Stereaceae. Gene Ontology annotation, biological process: transmembrane transport. The coding region runs from base 1 to 1593 and encodes 530 amino acids.